Messenger RNA from Quercus lobata, 2508 nucleotides. Its product is annotated as DNAse I-like superfamily protein. Gene Ontology annotation, molecular function: 3'-5'-RNA exonuclease activity. The coding region runs from base 93 to 1490 and encodes 465 amino acids. NCBI's taxonomy places the organism in Eukaryota, Viridiplantae, Streptophyta, Magnoliopsida, Fagales, Fagaceae. The record is from RefSeq and is a predicted model, not a curated record. The transcript is spliced from 14 exons.
CUCAUAACUGUCACUGAAACUCUGUUACCCUACCCUACAAAACCCUCAGAGAGCAACGGCCACUCCCACCACCCACCACAGCGUCCAACACCAUGACGGGAAGCCACUCACGGUCACGCGCCGCCAGUCGGAGCAAGCGCAAAAACCGUUAUCCCGACGAACAACAAUCGGAAUCUCAAUCCCACAGCACUAACAGCCACCGCACGAAGCGGCGCAGAGUAGCCUCCUCCUCGUUUGAACCAGAAACCCCAACCCUAAUACCCGACCCGCCUCGCACUUUACCAGUCCAUAACCGGUUCCAACACUUGCAUUCUUCAUCAGGAUCACGUCGGAAACAAAGAGAUCAAAAAUCGAACGCUACAGAGGUUACUACAAAUCGCAAUUGGGUUUUCUCUUCCCACGAUUUGCCCAACUACAAAGAUACAGUUGUAGUUGUUUCAUAUAAUAUACUAGGUGUUGAAAAUGCAUCAAACCAUCCGUAUUUAUAUUAUAAAGUCCCUCCCAAGUUCUUAGAUUGGGACCGGAGGAAAAUCCUCAUACAUGAGGAGAUCAAUCGUUACAAUGCAAGCAUUUUGUGUUUUCAGGAGGUUGAUCGUUUUGAUGAUUUAGAAGAUCUUUUAAAAAAAGAUGGCUUUGUAGGUAUUCACAAGGCUCGAACCGGUGAAGCAUGUGAUGGGUGUGCUAUAUUCUGGAAAGAAAAACUAUUUGCCGUUUUGCAUCAAGAAAAUAUAGAGUUCAGACGUGUUGGCCUCUGUGACAAUGUUGCUCAACUUUGUGUUUUAGAGAUGAUCCAAAACCAAUCAGAGUCCAAAUCAUCUACCCAAACAUCCAUGUCUUCAUCUACCCAAAGUCGAAGAUUACUGGUUGGAAAUAUACAUGUACUCUUCAACCCAAAUCGUGGAGACAUCAAGCUAGGCCAGGUCCGACUGCUUCUUGAAAAAGCUUACGCACUAUCACAAGAAUGGGGUAAAAUCCCAGUUAUAAUUGGUGGGGAUCUAAAUAGCAAACCUCAGAGUGCAAUGUAUCAGUUUCUGGCUUCAUCGAAGUUAGACAUCCAACAACUUGACCGUAGAGAAAUUUCUGGGCAGCUUGAAUGUCCAUCUCAAUGCAGAGGCUACAGGCCUUAUUAUGAGAAUGCAACUAGAUCAAAUGUUUGGAUGUCUAUCCCAAGGCCAUUAUUGUAUACAUGGAGUGAUGAAGAAUUGAGGCUUGCAACGGGAAGUGGAGGAGUUACCCAUGUUCAGCACCAAUUAAAACUUCUUAGCGCAUAUCUUGGGGUUCCUGGAAGCAGUAGAACAAGAGACAUUCAUGGGGAACCCUUGGCAACAUCAUACCACUCUAAGUUUAUGGGAACAGUUGAUUAUAUUUGGCAUACAGAAGAACUUGUUCCUGUGAGAGUUCUUGAGACCUUACCCAUUGAUACUUUAAGAAGAAGUGGAGGACUCCCAAGUGAGGCCUUCUUGUCCCCUUUAAAUGAAGAUGAAGUGUAACCAAAAGAAGUUUUCCAUUGGAAGGGUGAAAGACGGAUAUCAUAAAUGAUUCCAGUAGCUGUGUCUGUGUUCUGGACUAAAGAAGUUGCAAUUUUGGUGUCUGUGUUCUGGACUAAAGAUGUUAAAAACCCAUGUCUCAGUUCAUUACUAAAAAUAAAAUAAAAUGUGUUUCAUGUUUGACUCCAUGCAACAGAGUUGUAAAAGAGACUUUAAAAAAGAGUGACUGACAACAGUCACUAGAAUCUGUGGUUAAUUUUGGGCAUUUUUCCUUCUGAUUCUUGAAUUAGUUUCAGUGAGAAGGUCAAGGUUGUCUUAUUUGGAGAUGUGAUGAGAGAAAUUUAUGUAUGCAAGAUUUUGCAAGCCCUAGCUCAAAUGGCACUUCCCUUGUAAAUAUGGUGUGGAGAGUGAGAUCAUGGAUUUAAGAUUCAUCCAUUGGAUGUGUAAUGUACUAAUCAGGGGAAAAAAGGGAAAAUGACUUUCUUUUAUGAGUGGGAGGAAAAAUAGUUCAAGGCACAAUGGUGUAGAGUGUAAAAUUGGCUGCCAGUAGAGCUGAAUGGCCUGAGACACUCAUCUCGCUAGCUUCAUGUAAUUGGAGACUAGGCCUUUGGUUGAGUUUUAGCCUUUGCUUUUGUAUAUUUUUUCAUUUUUUCCAUUGUAUGAAACUUCUUUUCCAAAAAUAUAAAAUGGAAAUAUUUUGAAUUGCUGAAUAAUACAUAAAUUGCAUGUUAUAGCCUUCACAGAGGGGUAUAUAAUGCUAUGUAGUCUUUGUGUUGCUCUUUGUCGUAGCUCAAAAUUAACUGUGGCAACUUCUUGUUUUUAUCCACUUUUUCACCCCCACCACCAUCCCUACUGGUCCCCUCCUCUUUAUCAAAAAAAGAUUGUGCUAAUAGUCGGAUGGUGUGGUGAAUAAUUCAGUAACCGUCAAUUAAGACCUUUAAAUUUCUCUGAGAAAUCAACUCAUGGCAAUGGCAAGGUUAAUGGACUUGCACAUAGAGAUGACAUUCUGGCCCAUCGUGUU